AUACUAGGUACCUCGGUACUACGACAUCGCAGUAUAUAACGGACGUUGGUACGGGCGCAUUGUUGGGAUCGAUCUUCUUUAUUCAUCACCCCCAUACAUACGUACGUUUCGCACAAUCCUCCGUCCUUUGCAUUGUUCCUAAGAACUAUCCCUUCGUUUGUCUUUCCUUUCAGAAAGGCCGCCCCUCUGACAUCUCGAAUAAAUCAUCCGAGGGUUCUCGAUCCAUCCUCAUGGAACUCAAGUCGCAAACUGCCCGCCCGUCACUCUGCUAUUCGCGUACCGGAGGAUCCAAGACUUGAUACGAACCUCUCCUACCUACCGCGACUGUCCGCGGACUGACUCGACCUCGUUCCAAAACCUCGCAACGUUCAAAUAUCGCUCCGUAAGAAUGCACGACUUGCGAAAGAAAGUUUUCGAGAGCAACAAGACUAUCUCUCGAAAGGCUCGCUCUCGCCAGCAGUCUGGGCAGGGAUCGCCGGCUAGUUCCCGUGCGGGCUCUCGGGCCCCCAGCCUACAGCCCUCUGAUGACGAGCACUCCAGCGAUACCGAUUGGGAUGAUGGCUUGACCGUUUCCGUCGCCAACUCGGAGUACAGUGACGACACGCCUCCGGCAUCCCGCUCGGAGGCCCUGCAUAACCACAUUGUGGACCUACUAGAUCAGAAGCGCAGCAGCGUACAAGAUCGAGAAGUCAAACUCGCAGCCUACGCGCACAUGCUCCGACACCACCCAAAUGCCGCUGUCGACGAGAUCAAUCAGCAGAUCAACGACCUCAUCCCUUUGUUCCUGAAGGCCGCGCGGGGUUUCAUAACAUCGCUAGAGACGGUCAACGCUAUCAAAGCCCUCACGGUGACAAUCCUCUCGACAGAGCUCGAGACGGCAUACGGUCGCGUGUAUCCAACGCUGAAGGGCAUCUGCCAGGACUUGGACGAUGAAUCGGUCAAGGUCGCAGCUAUCAGAGCCAUGAGCGUUGCGACGAUGUGUGGUGGUGGUGGCACAGCGGAAGCAGAGGAAUUGAUGGAAUUCCUUCUUGACAUCGUUGAGACCGACGGGCACGUCAUAGAGGCUGGCGACAGCGGCCCUGUGGUUGCCGCAGCUCUAGAUGCCUGGGGAUUUGUUGCCAGCAAUAUCGACGACCUCGAAGAAGAGAGCACACGCGCGCUGGAGGCUUUUUCGGAACAGCUUAACAGUACCGACGUUGACGUCCAGGUCGCCGCCGGAUCCAACAUCGCCUUACUCUUAGAGGCCGCACGCGUGUAUGAGGACGAGACGGGGGAAGCCUGGAACAUGCGCUACGACCAGGACCAACUUCUCUCGCAGCUGGCUGCUCUCACUAAGGAAUCCUCUAAAUCGAUAUCCAAGAAGGACCGAAGACAUCUUCAUACGAGUUUUAACAGCGUCAUUACUUCUCUGCAGCAUGGCAAAGGUCCCGGGUACUCGACUGCCCGCCGCCUGGCAACAAACCCCCACACCGGCGGAAACAAGACCGACUUCCGGGCGGACUUUCAAGAAUACGGUUACCGAGAAAAGCUACGAAUUCAGAACAUUACCAUCCUCAUCGAUACCUGGUCCCUGUCCGCUAGAGUAAGGAUGCUCAAGUCCGUUCUCGGCAGUGGCCUCGCCAAUCACUACACGGACAACCAGGUGGUUAAAGGGCUACUGAGCGGUGCCCACGCUGAGUACACCCAAUCGUCGGCACAGAAGAAGAAUAGGGGUGAUAAGUCGUCCGAGGGCGGGAAAAGGCCAUCAAGAGGAAAGGGUGGUUUCUGACCGUCAUCUCUCGUCCACAUAUAUAAUAGUGAUAGAGACGGCCCCUCUCGCCUUGUCACUUGCGCACCAUACCGGGCUCGAGAGACCACCCAACCUUGGAUGCGCUCGAGUGCCGUUCUAAUUCGCGGUCGCACAUGUAGGGCCCACGGGUUGAUAGAGUGCGUGCCCGCGCCUAUGCCUAUACAGUUACUCGAGAACAUUAUUUUCACGCAUCGGAUAGCCCAGCUUAGUUAGAUAUAUAAGGAGCGUAGCAAUCGAUCGGAUCAUUUCGCA
Messenger RNA from Durotheca rogersii, 2041 nucleotides. RefSeq names its product interferon-related developmental regulator-domain-containing protein. The transcript has a single exon. The coding region runs from base 389 to 1768 and encodes 459 amino acids. Lineage: Eukaryota; Fungi; Ascomycota; Sordariomycetes; Xylariales; Xylariaceae. The record is from RefSeq and is a predicted model, not a curated record.